AUGGAGGCCCAGAAAACCAAGACAACAUCCAUGGACUCCAGCUUCCCCGUCCUGCUGCCUGAGGACCCUAUCAUCCAUCUCCCACCUGCGGAGUUCAAAGAGCAGAUUUUCGCAUCUGUUGCUAAUGACACUAAGGGUAAAAAGAAGUUGGGAAUUGAAGACUCUAGUUCAGCCUUCUCUGCGCAGACUGAGCCCGAAGCCACCGAGGAGAAGACUGCUUCCGCUACUAAGUCUAGCGGAAAUACAUUUGUCGAUGCUCUUGUCCAGGAAGCGCAAAACCCUGGGUCUCAAAAUCCUUCAAUUGAAGAGCUGGCUGCAAAAAAUUUAACUCUUACUGACAAUGCUGGCAUUACCCAUGCUUCUACGGAAUCACACCUGGUCGACCUCUUCCAUACUUUAGAUGGUAAGCCAGAUGAGGAAAAGCUGGCAACCCUAGAGCCUCUGUUGGAGGAAGCAUGGAAAGAAGAUGCCUUGGUUACUCUGAAGAUCAUUUGGAACUGCCGUAGCAUUCACUUGGGCAAAGGGGAACGAUCGAUGUUUUAUGUCGCCCUUGGCUGGUUGAAGGACAAUCACCCACAGACCCUGUUGGCCAACCUUCCUUGGGUUACCCGCGGCGUUAUCGAGAAGGUAUCUAAAAAGGGAAAUGAAGAAGAUGAGACUCCAAUAGUUAUUGAGAACCAGGCACUUGGAGUUGAUGACUACGAGGUUGUCCAUGGAGUUUCACACGGCUACUGGAAGGACCUUCUUAACCUUCUUGCGCUCUCUGCCAACGAUAAACUUGGAAUGAAAGACCCCGAGACUAUUUUGAGGAGUCGAACCAGAGAAUACCAAGAAUCACUGGAAAGGCUGGACAUAGAGCUGCCGCUAAGGGCGAAAAAGAUCAAAAUCUCGGCCAUGAGUGCCGAUGAGAAACGCGUUUACCUAGGAAUACCACGAGAAGACAGGAUCAAAGAAUCUCAGAAGAUUCUCUCAAUGCAGAAAGAUGUCGCUAAAAAGAGAAAACGGGUUCGGGAAACAAGUCACCACGAGAAGCUUUGGAAGAAAUUCGAGACUGAUACAUUCCACCGGGCUCUACACAAUACCAUCGCCCGCAUGUUUGCAGAUCAGCUUAGGAAGGAUAAAACAAUUCUAGAGGGAGGCUCAAAAGAGCAGUUGAAGGAGAUCAGCCUCUGCGCCAAAUGGGCUCCAUCCCUUGAGCGAUUCCACGACAAACAAACCUUGAUUGCAACGACAAUUGCAGAAAUAUUGUUCCCUGCUGAUAAUAUCAAGAAAGAGGGUGAUACUAGGGAAAUGUACCUGAAACGUGCGCGAGAACAAUACAGGGCUUCCAUCUUGUCACCUCUGCGCAAGACACUUCAAGUGGUUGAACGUUACAUAUCCGCAAACAAUUUCACGGACAUCAAGUAUGCUCAAGUUCCGUCCCUUGCUAUGGACCUAUAUAAGAAACUUUUUGCGAAGAAAGACCAUGACAAUUUCUUAAAAUUCCUGCUUGACGUUCAAUCUGGCAAGCAAACUAUAUCAGGGAGUGUCCUCAUGCCUGGGCCCCUAGUUCAUCAAUGUCUCCACGCCCGAAACGAUGAAAUUACGAGGUUGACCUUAAAUGCUCAAUGGGAAACACUCGUUCAACGCAUAAAGGAUAACGGCGCGUUAUCUGAUUCUAUAGCUGUUUGCGAUGUUAGCGGCUCCAUGAUGUGCGGAGCGGUGAACGGAGCUACUAUGUAUGAGAAUGCUAUAGGAUUGAGUCUUGUUCUGUCGACAGUCACGAAGGCACCAUUCGGGGGCAAAAUGAUCACCUUCUCGGAACGUCCCCAAAUUGUGACUAUAGGCGAGGAUGGAGACGAGAAGCUUACAUUCGUGGAACAGGUUAAAGAAGUACAGAGCAUGGCGGCAGGUUUUAAUACAGACUUCCUCGCCGUAUUCACAAAAGCCAUACUCCCACUCGCCAUCAAAAACAAAGUUAAACCUGAGGACAUGGUUAAACGGGUUUUCGUGUUCAGUGACAUGCAGUUUGAUGAAGCACGACAUCACUCUGACCCAUGGGCAACGCAUUAUCAAAUCAUUGAAAAGGAGUAUAAGGCGGCAGGCUACGACGUUCCAGAGUUGAUAUUCUGGAAUCUCUCACAGAGAAAGACUGGGUCUGCCCCAGUCACUCAGGACAUGCCUGGCACAGCUCUAGUAGGUGGGCAGAGCCAGGCAAUGUUAAAAGUGUUUUUGGAAGGAGGCUCAUUUGAUGACGAGGAUGAGGUUGAAAUGGAGGAUGAGGGGGAGGAUAACGACGAAUUCGGGGUAAUUGAAAAGAAAAAGAAGCCCAUCACUCCUCUUUCUCUCCUCAUGAAGGCCAUAAAGCACCAAGCGUAUGAUAUGCUUACAGUGGUUGAUUGA
Nannizzia gypsea CBS 118893 is the source of this 2382-nucleotide messenger RNA. RefSeq lists its product as hypothetical. The transcript has a single exon. Lineage: Eukaryota; Fungi; Ascomycota; Eurotiomycetes; Onygenales; Arthrodermataceae. Bases 1 to 2382 code for a protein of 793 amino acids. The record is from RefSeq and is a predicted model, not a curated record.